AUGGAUAACCUGUGCAAAUAGUAUCUAAUAUUCAAACAAAUUGAUCAAAUUAAUCUCUAAGAGUAUUGUUUCUACUCCUUGGAUAAAGAUAAGCACUUAUCAUUUAUAUAUAUUAAUGAUGGCUCAGCAAAAAUAGAAUGCACAGAAUUCGAAUUGGUUGAAUUAAAUACUCUAUCCUCAAAGAGCUAAGGGUUUCUCACAAGUGUGACUCAGAAGCUCAAAGAAAUGUUAUCAAGGAUAAAGCCUAAAGAUGAGUAAGAGAUAUUAUGUAGUCUUUCAUUAGAUUAGAUAUUUGUACAUAGAAUGAGUGAAGAAAUCUUAAUUCCUAGGUAUAUCAUUAAGCAACUUAAGAGAUCUAAGUACAGAGAUGUAUUUAUUACUAACUUCUUUUAAAAUGUUAAGAAUCAUGAAAUGAAGGAUCCCAAUGAUUUUUAUACUUCAAACAAAUAAAAUGUAAACACCAUGAAAAAAAUUAUGAAAAAUAAAUUAGAUUUAAAUGACUAAGUGAGCGAUUAGAUAAAAUAGCUAUUUGAAACAUUCUUUUAAGUAUCUAUUGAGAAUAUUGAAAGAAUAUCUAUAAAUAAGAAAUGGAUAUAUAAUAGAAAUGGUGUUGAGAAACAAAACAAAUAACAUUGUUGUUAUAUUGCUUUAAAAUAAUUUCAUCAGACUAAUUUAGUAGAUAAAAAGAAAUUGCCUGAAGAGGACAUAAAAUCAAUUGAGGAGUUUUUUCUUAACAAAUUACUUGUAGAAGGAAAGUAAAUUGAUAAAUAAUGUAUAGAAAUACAAAAUUAUCAAUAAAAAAAUCAAUCGGGACUUAGAUUAACUGCCACUUAAAUUUAUCACAUCUGCGAAUAAGAGAAUUAUCAAAAAAAGAGUUCACCUUCAAAUGAAGCCCAAAAGCAUGGCGAAGCACAUGAAAAGAUAGCUUUAAAUGAAUAUGCUCGUUUGCAUCCUGAUAUUUAAUUGAAAUAAACAGAUGUUCUGUUCAACAUAUCCUAUCCCUACUUAUGUGGAAAGCCUGACGCUUUAGUUUAUGAUUUGAAUAAUAAUUUAAUAGNGCCCAUUCAUUAAUUCUGUAGUUUUUGA
Messenger RNA from Paramecium octaurelia, 1086 nucleotides. The record is from the annotation of a GenBank genome assembly. Lineage: Eukaryota; Ciliophora; Oligohymenophorea; Peniculida; Parameciidae.